Messenger RNA from Danio rerio (zebrafish), 882 nucleotides. NCBI's taxonomy places the organism in Eukaryota, Metazoa, Chordata, Actinopteri, Cypriniformes, Danionidae. The record is from RefSeq and is a predicted model, not a curated record.
CACAAACACAGUGGGGUUUUAGCUGCUUUCAGGUGCUUCUGCUUGUGUCCUCCUCUGUCUCCCCUCUCUAACCUGGUCCUCCCUGGUGUCCCGUUCCUCCCGCCUGCCGUGCUGUGUUCAUAGGUUCAGAUAGUCUCCAAAAAAGUGGACUACAGUCACGUGACCUCACGCUUGGGCUCCAAGGACAAUAUGAAACAUAUUCCUGGUGGAGGGAACGUUCAGAUUCUCAGCAAGAAGAUCGACUUGAGUAAAGUGACCUCGAAGUGUGGAUCCAAAUCCAACAUCAAACAUAAACCAGGUGGAGGUGAAGUCAAGAUCGAGAGCCAUAAGGUGAACUAUAAGGAUAAAGCUCAGUCCAAGGUGGGAUCCAUGGAUAAUGUCAACCAUGAGCCUGGAGGAGGGAAAAUCAAGGCUGAGGGGGUUCAGGAGACUCCCUGCAGUGGUGUUUCUGCCGCCGCUGAUGCCCAGGAGAAUGGGCUGAAGGACGGCGGCCCCUGCAAGAGUGACCCGAUCCGGGACUCGCAGGGCCUGGACUUGCUCAUCCCUGAAACAAGUAAGUUUGUGUGUGAACCCAGCCCAAAAGCAGCCCACCGAAGCCCCCCGCCAGACUAGAGCUGAUUUAGAUUAUGACUGACAUCCAGAGGCCAUUGCUCUCAUGUGUUUAUCCAUCAUUCUAUUCAGUUGUUGCUUAUUUUGAGUGAUUUUGUUAUGUUUAAGCGGCAUGCUGAUUAUUGUUGUUGUCUGAUUUAUCAUAGUGCGAGAGGUCGACUGAUUAAUAAUGCAAAACCAUAAAACAAAGCAAGAUGAAAAUCUGAAUUUAAAAUCGAAGUUGCAUCUGUAUGUUACGUUAAAAACGAAUAAAUGCAUUUAAUUUGAAGGAAA